AUGGCGUCUUCUUCUUCUUCUGAUCGGGAGUUUGACGUGUUUCUUAGUUUUAGAGGAACGGAUACUCGCAAUACUUUUACUGGUCAUCUCAAUACAGCCUUAAAGAGUAAAGGAAUUAGGACCUUUAUCGAUGAUAAGGAGCUCAGAAGAGGGGAGGACAUUUCUUCAACACUUUUUACAACAAUAGAAAAAUCAAGGUGCUCAAUAGUUGUUCUGUCAGAAGCUUAUGCAACUUCCAAAUGGUGCUUAGAGGAACUGGUAAAGAUAUUGGAGUGCAAGAGAACCAUAAAACAGAGGGUUGUGCCCAUUUUCUACCAUGUGGACCCGUCGGAUGUUCGGGGACAGGGCGGAAGUUUCGGACAAGCCAUGGAUGCACACAAAAAGAAUUUGAAAAUCGAGGAGAAGCAGUUGCAGAGGUGGUCGGCGGCUCUCACUGAAGUUGGCAAUUUAUCCGGCUGGGACUUGGGAAAUAAGUCUGAGGCUCAGCUCAUUCAGGAUAUUGUUGCAGAUAUUUCAAAAUAUUUAAAUUGUGCAUCCUCAAAUGAUGCUCAGAACCUAGUGGGAGUUGACUCCUGCAUAAAGGAAUUGGAAUCACUCUUGUGUUUUGAGUCAACUGAUGUUCGCAUGAUUGGAAUUUGCGGUAUGAGUGGCAUAGGCAAGACUGCCCUUGCCAGAAGUAUUUAUGAACAGUUUUCGGACAAAUUUGAAGGUUGUUGUUUUCUUACUAAUGUUGGAAAUGUGGAAAGAGAAGGAACCGACUAUUGGAAAAAGGAACUUCUUUCAAGUGUAUUGAAGGACAAUGAUAUAGAUGUGACAAUCACUUCAAUAAAGACAAGACUUGGCUCUAAAAAAGUUCUUAUUGUUGUUGAUAAUGUGAGCCACCAAUUGACAAUGAAAACGUUAAUUGGAAAACAUGAUUGGUUUGGUCCUCAAAGUAGGAUCAUUAUAACAACUAGGAACAAAAGGUUUCUAAGUGGAAUGGAUGCAGUGUAUGAAGUCCAGAAAUUGCAGGAUGAUAAAGCGAUUGAGCUCUUUAAUCAUUGUGCCUUUAGAAAGGACCAUCCUGCAGAAAGUUUUAAGAGGUUCUCUCUCCGUUUUAUAGCUUAUGCUCAAGGUCUUCCAUUAGCUCUCGAGGUUUUAGGUUCUUCUUUAUAUAAAAAGGACCAAGACUAUUGGAAAAGUAAAUUGGAUGAGCUAGAAAAGACCCUUGACAAUGAAAUUCAUGGAGUACUUCAAAAAAGUUUUGAUGAGUUAAAUGAUAAUGAGAAGGAUAUAUUUCUAGAUAUUGCAUGUUUCUUCAAAUGCAGCAACAAAGAUCAUAUAAUGAAAAUACUUGAGAGUUGCAACUUGUUUCCCGGGAGUGGAAUAGAAAAUCUCAUUGAUAGAUUUCUCAUAACUAUUUCUUGUGAGAAGUUGGAGAUGCAUGAUUUAUUACAAAAAAUGGGAUGGAAAAUUGUUACUCAGACUUCGAAAGAGCCUGGGAAACGUAGCAGAUUGUGGAUGCAGGAUGAUAUUUGUCAUGUAUUGGAAAAAAAUACGGGAACCAAAGAAGUUAAAGGCAUAUUCCUCAACCUGUUUGGUUUGAAGGAAAUACACUUUACCACUGAAGCCUUUGCGAGGAUGAACAGGCUUAGAUUACUAGAAGUCUAUGAGUCUAACCUGUCGGAUGACUCUGACUCCGAAAGUACCUCGAGGAAGAGGAAAUGUAAAGUGCGCUUUUCUGAUGACUUUAAAUUUCAUUCCGAUGAGUUGAGGUAUUUAUAUUGGCAUGAAUAUCCUCUGCAAACAUUGCCAUCUCAUUUUAAGCCCAAGAAUCUUGUCUGCCUCUGCAUGCCUUAUAGCCAGAUUACUGAGCCCUGGAAAGGAAGUCAGGUUUGUGAAAAUUUAAAAUUUUUGGAUCUCAGUAACUCCAAAUUCCUAAUGGAAACUCCAGAUUUCUCAAGGAUCACCAAUCUUGAAGAGCUGGUUCUGGAUGGUUGUACUAAUUUAUGUCACCUUCACUCGUCCCUUGGACGCCUGAGGAAACUCGCUUUCUUGAGUGUGAGCAACUGCAUAAAACUUAGGGAUUUUCCAGCCAUCUAUAAGUUGGUAUCCCUUCAAACUCUGGAUCUCUCUGGUUGCUCAAAUCUACAGAAAUUUCCAGAUAUCUCACAGCAUAUGCCAUGCUUAUCCAAGUUGUAUUUAGAUGGGACUGCUAUAACAGAAAUCCCAGCCUCAAUUGCGUAUGCCAGUGAGCUCGUUCUAUUGGAUUUAACAAACUGCAAAGAGCUCAAGUUUCUUCCAAGUAGCAUUCCUAAAUUGACACUUCUUCGUAUCCUUACGCUAUCUGGCUGCUCAAAACUUGGAAAGCUUGACUUGCACGAUUGCAGGAGGCUUCAGACAUUGCCCUUGCUUCCACCAAGUGUACGAAUUCUAAAUGCAAGUAAUUGCACGUCCCUGGAAUCAAUCCUCCCUGAAUCAGUUUUCAUGUCUUUUAGAGGCUGUCUAUUUGGUAAUUGCCUCCGACUCAUGAAGUACCCAAGUACAAUGGAGCCUCAUAUACGAAGUAUGGCAACCCAUGUUGAUCAGGAAAGAUGGAGGUCCACUUAUGAUGAAGAAUACCCAUCUUUUGCUGGUAUCCCAUUCAGCAAUGUCGUUCCUGGGAGUGGAAUACCUGAUUGGUUCAGGGAUCGUAGGGAAGGGCAUGACAUAAAUAUAGAGGUACACCAAAAUUGGUAUAGCAGCACCCCAGGAAGUAAUAAUAAUUUCCUGGGAUUGGCUCUUUCUGCUGUUGUAGCACCCCAGGAUGGGUUCCUUGGAAGGGGUUGGUAUCCAUACUGCGACUUGUACACCCAAAAUGAUCCUAAAUCCGAAUCCAGUCACAUAUGUUCCUUCACUGAUGGCCGCACUUACCAACUUGAACAUACUCCAAUUGAGUCAGAUCAUCUAUGGCUAGCGUAUGUACCAUCAUUUUUUAGCUUCAGUUGUGAGAAAUGGAGUUGCAUUAAGUUUUCAUUUGGUACAAGCGGGGAAUGCGUUGUGAAGAGCUGUGGAGUUUGCCCAGUGUACAUUAAAGACACCACAAAUGAUCAUAACAAGCCCAUGGGAAGUGCCUACACAGAUAUGAACGAUUCAGUAUUGCAAGCUACCAGAAUCCGAAGCGUUGGAAACUCUCGUACUGACUCACAUGCCCCGGACCCAGAAAGGCUUGAGAGGCAGCGAAAUCUUCCAAAAUCACGGACUAGAAUUGACCGCAACAUUCAAGUAAGCAUUCCGAGUGGAAGUGCCCGCAAAUUCGAAGUAAGCAUUCCGAGUGGAAGUGCCCACGAAUUCGAAGUAAGCAUUCCGAGUGGAAGUGCCCACGAAUUCGAAGUAGAAGUUACCGUAACCUUGUCAUAA
This is a messenger RNA of Vitis vinifera (wine grape), 3378 nucleotides long. RefSeq names its product disease resistance protein RUN1. Gene Ontology annotation, molecular function: ADP binding. The record is from RefSeq and is a predicted model, not a curated record. The transcript is spliced from 6 exons. Gene Ontology annotation, biological process: signal transduction; defense response. NCBI's taxonomy places the organism in Eukaryota, Viridiplantae, Streptophyta, Magnoliopsida, Vitales, Vitaceae. Bases 1 to 3378 code for a protein of 1125 amino acids.